AGUCAGGAUGGCUUCACCUAAUGUGGCCUGGUUCAGUUUUAUGCUGCUGGUUCUGUGCUGCAGACUGAAUGAACUGGGAUUCAGACAGUCUGUGUCUGUUGUGGAGGAAGUGACUGGGACUGAAGCAAUAAUUUUGAAUGUUGGAGGACGGAGACCAGUAUCCAUGACAACCUGCUGUCCAACGUCCCUCCCCUCUGAUGGACUGCAGUGUCAGUAUGAAGAUGGUGUUGCUUGGAAACGUGACAUCUGUAACUCCACUAAAACAUCCAGUAAUUCUAGCAGUCAGAUCUGCACACACAGAUAUGAACUCCAUUAUGAUGGCAGGUUUUGUCAACCAGUCACAAUGAUGACAGACAUGCCACCAACCACAACCACAGAACAAAAUCACAAACCCCUGUUUCAAUUCCUAAUGCCUGAAAUCAAUGUACGAAUGGCAGCCUUGGCAAAUGCAACAAAGGCUGAUUUAACAAAACCAACAAUGGCCAGACUGUCAAACUUCACGCCAGGAAGACAAACAGCAAAGAUAAACUCUGAAGAAUUGACAGAAGGAUUUAUGACAUCAGAAGAUCUAACAUCACCUUCAAAGACAACUAUUGCAGUCAAACGAGACAACUUCACCAUCAACAUGCCGUUUCAGGAGUCAUUCAAAGACCAAACCAGCAGAGUUUACAGAGACAUCCAUGAUGCGAUUGAAAAGCAGUGUCAGUACUAUGUGUCACAACAUUGCAGAGUGCAGAGCUUAACCUUACGGGAAGGAAGUACUGUUGCUGUUUACAGUCUCAGAGCUCCAGCUAUUGAUGAUGACCAAGUUAAAAGAGUAAAAUCUGCAGUAUUUAAUGAACUAGCUGCAAAAAAUUACCCAAUGGAGUUUGUCAGUGAGAAAAAAUUACAAUUUAAUCCAAGAAAAGUCUUCUUGAAGGAAAGUGUGACUGUAACCCUAACCCUAACCCUAACCCUCCACCAAACACUCUCAAUCUGGGCACCCAGUGGGAUGCUGAAUGGACAGUUAAUGGUGUAGUUAUUGAGCCAGAUGAAACCCAUAGCAUCUCCAACAAUUACACGGAGGGGAAGUCAACAUUGACAGUGUCCAAGUUUCUUCGAACUGAUGACGGUUUUUAUGAAUGUAAACUGAAAAGCACUAAGUUCAUUUUCAAACAGAAAGAAACCUUCAUAUCCAAAGCAAUCCCACUGAUUCAUGUUAAACCAGUCAGAGGAAUCAUGAACUGUGAUUUCUCCAAUAAGAUCAAACUGGAGUGCUCUGUCAACAGACCCUAUGUGAUAGAGUUUAUCGAAUCAGAUUACACAGUUUAUGAUGACAAAAUCUCAGCUGAGAUCACAGUCCCUCAUGACUGUACAGACAAGAUCAUUUACACUUGUGAAGAGGAAAUGUACACAAAAUAUCAAAAAGUAAUCACAGUUGAAUUCACCACAGAGCCUCUGAUAUGUUUCAGUGAUGAGUUCGGUAAUGGACCGUUGGGCUUUAAGGCGGUGGCAGACUGCAAAAACAACAAGGUGGGAGAACGGACGGCGGUUUGUAAAGAAGAUGGUAAAUUUGGAGAUCUACAAGAUAACUGCGUCCUGGCACCUGUUUAUGAGCUGCUUGAUCAGUCUGAGGCUCUGAAUAAAUUUACACUGGCAGCAUUCUUGGAGCAACUCAGGACAGUGACUGUCGGACAUGCUAAGGACAUAACUAACUGUCCAGCCACCAUCACUGGCAUUGUUAAGAUUUUCAACAAUGUAGAAAACAUUACUUCAUUCUUCGGUGUGAAAAUAAGUCAAGAUUCUAUGAAAAAUAUCCUGGAAACUGCAGGUGUUCUCACUGUUGAGGAGGCAAAAGAUUCAUGGACAUUUCUCAACGGUGAUUCCAACAAUGAAACAGAGGAAAGUGAUGAUGCUGAAAUGAAAAGUGUCAGCUCUUCACUGUUGAACUUCUUUGAGAGGGUGACAACCCAUCUGCUCAAUAAACCCUUCAGCAUUACCACACCUCAUAUUCUACUGAACAAAACUAUAUUCACAAACACGUUCAACGCAGACUUCAACUCCUCAGUGGAAAUAGACAUUCUGGAGGCUGAUGAAGGGAAUCAGUCAGUGACUGUAAUAUUAUUUGCUUCCAUGGGCAAUGUGCUUUCUACAAGACACGAAUAUGACCAUUCUUACAGUCAAAGGGUUGUGCUCAUUCAGUCAGAAGCUAAAAUUACAAAUUUAUCAUUAAUAUUUCGUGCGUCAGAUCAGAAUUUUUAUAAAUCAGAAUGUAUUUUCUGGGACUUCAGUCUCUUUGAAGGUCUUGGAGGAUGGAGCAGCAACGGUUGCUUGUCGGUUUUCAGAGAAGAUAAACUGGUCUCCUGUAACUGCAACCACACCGCCUCAUUCUCCGUUCGGUCAAGUUUUUUGCUUGCAUAUUUCAUUAACACCACAAUAAGUUUAAUUGCAGCUGUCCUUUCUAUGAUUUUUCUGAUCAUUUGUCUCAUCAUUGAAUGCGUCACGCUGAGACGAAUGAGCCAGAACAACCCAUCUUACUUCCAUCAUGUUUCCAUCAUUAACAUUGCUCUGUCCGUCCUGGUUACAUUGAUUUGGUUUAUUAUUCGACUGACCAUGUCACUGCCACAGAGUGCGCCGGCCUGCACAGUCGUUAUGUUCUUGAUCCAUUUCUCCUACCUCUCCCCGUUCUUCUGCAUGUUAGCCUCGGCCCUGCUGCUGCUCUACCGGACUCUCAGUGUCUUUGAAGGAGGGCUGUCUAAAAGAUCCACACUGGCCAUCGGAUUCUCUUUGGGAUACGGUGCACCUCUGAUCAUUUCAACAAUAACUAUAGCUGCAAUAGCUCCCUCAGAUCAGGACAUCCAGGAGAAUAUCAUCUGUUGGAGAAACUGGUAUAAGUCCGAAGCUCUACUGGGGAUUAUGAUCCCUGUGUAUAUGAUAGUGGCUGUAAACUUUAUAAUUCUGAUGGUGGUGAUAUCCAAAAUACUGAGAAGAGUUGGAGGAAAUGCAGUCCAUGCAGGAGAGAAGCAUGCCCUAUUGGCAGCUGUCAGUUUGACUUUGCUCACAUUGUUUUUGGGAGUAACUUCGAGUCUGGAAGCUGUAACUGUGGCUCCCUCGAAUCUAAUGGGAAUCUAUUUUGGAUUAUUUGUCUUUCAGUUAUUAGAGGGAUUUGUCAUCCUGGUGUUUGGUACCUUGCUGGAUCAAACGGUGAGGUCAGAGAUACAAAUGUGUUGUUGUUCCUUGGUGGGACAGAAUAGAAGGAACAACAUGGCUGCCUCAUCAUCUAGUGAACUGGAAACGUUACAUGAGGAAGAGGUUUCAUGAGUGGCCUCAGUGUGUCCUCUAAUGCAGUGGUCCCAAACCUCCCAAACCCACUCUCCUUCACCAAAACAAAUUCUGCACCCCGCCACCCAACCCUCACUUCUCUACACUGUAACCCUCACAUGGAAAUCGCACGCCGACAGUAAAAGAAAAACUUUGCUUUUAUUUCAACUGUUGAUGUGAAACGGAGAUCCAACUUUUUCUUUCAUAUUUUUGUGGGAAUCAGAUUUAACAGCUAUAGAGUGACACAUCUUCAUGUGACAAAAAGCCGCAAUUGUCAACUGAGCAUUAUUUGUCUGGACAUCUGUAGAGCUGUGCUGGAUUCUACCCAAGGCCACUGAUAAGCUUCCACCACGAAUCAGAGACAAUGGCGGGGACAGAUGUCUAAUGCUUAGUACACACAUUCUGACAUAAAUUCUUUAUGGCUUAUUGAGCUUCUGUACAGUAGCAAUAAAAAGGCCUUGUGAUUCUGAUUAUGUGUCAAAGCCGGUUCGAUAGCGGCAUAAGAUUGAAACUAGUAUUGUACUUUUGUAUUGUAGUUUCUCAAGUCUCCCUAAAAAUAUGUUUUGAUUUAUUCUCAAAUGAUAAUUUUAAUUAUUAGCUUCAUUUAGUUAUCAAAAAUGUUUUGAAAUUUGUUUCUGU
Xiphophorus couchianus (Monterrey platyfish) is the source of this 3939-nucleotide messenger RNA. RefSeq names its product adhesion G-protein coupled receptor F1-like. Gene Ontology annotation, cellular component: membrane. The transcript is spliced from 16 exons. NCBI's taxonomy places the organism in Eukaryota, Metazoa, Chordata, Actinopteri, Cyprinodontiformes, Poeciliidae. The coding region runs from base 1219 to 3300 and encodes 693 amino acids. Gene Ontology annotation, biological process: cell surface receptor signaling pathway; adenylate cyclase-activating G protein-coupled receptor signaling pathway. Gene Ontology annotation, molecular function: G protein-coupled receptor activity. The record is from RefSeq and is a predicted model, not a curated record.